CUUCCCCUGGGAAAUCUCUCUCUCCUUUCCCUCUCUAUAAACACGCAAAUCUAUCCUCCCUCCCUCUCGUUCUCCUGCAAUGGCUUACAAUGGCGUGAACGACAAGUCACUGAUCGUGAGCUUCGGUGAGAUGCUAAUAGAUUUCGUCCCGACCACCUCCGGCGUCUCCCUCGCUGAAGCCCCGGGGUUUCUGAAAGCACCGGGUGGUGCUCCGGCGAACGUGGCGAUCGCGGUAUCGAGACUAGGAGGAAAGUCGGCGUUUGUCGGAAAGCUUGGUGACGAUGAGUUCGGUCACAUGCUCGCCGGGAUUUUGAAAGAAAACGACGUGAUCGCUUCCGGUAUUAAUUUUGACACAGGUGCAAGGACUGCUCUCGCGUUUGUUACCCUACGCGCUGAUGGAGAGCGUGAGUUUAUGUUUUAUAGGAAUCCAAGUGCUGAUAUGUUGCUAAGGCCCGAAGAGUUAAAUCUUGAGUUAAUAAGAUCUGCUAAGGUGUUCCACUAUGGAUCAAUAAGCUUGAUUGUGGAGCCAUGCAGAUCAGCACAUCUAGAGGCAAUGAAAGUGGCGAAGGAAGCAGGUGCAUUGCUUUCCUAUGACCCAAAUCUGAGGCUGCCAUUGUGGCCAUCAGCGGAGGAGGCGCGUGAGCAGAUAUUGAAGAUCUGGGACGAGGCAGAUGUGAUCAAAGUCAGUGAUGUCGAGCUUGAGUUCCUCACUGGAAGUAAUAAAAUUGAUGACGAAACUGCUUUGACACUUUGGCGUCCUAGCUUUAAGUUGCUCUUGGUCACCCUUGGUGAAAACGGUUGCAAAUAUUACACCAAGGAUUUCCAUGGAACUGUUGAGGCUUUCCAUGUCGAGACUAUUGAUACCACAGGUGCUGGUGACUCAUUCAUCGGAGCACUCCUUUGCAAGAUUGUUGAUGACCAAUCUGUACUGGAGGAUGAACAGAAGUUGAGAGAGGUACUAAGAUUUGCAAAUGCAUGUGGAGCCAUCACAACCACCAAAAAGGGCGCAAUCCCUGCCCUCCCUACCCCGUCCGAGGUCCACAAAUUGCUGAACGCAUCAAAGUAGACCUUUUUUUUUUUUUUUUUUAAUUUGCUCUGCAGUCCUUCGAUCUUCCCUCUUUGCUUUUUUUAGGUCUUGGUUCUCCGGUUUAGGUUGCUUGCUAUUCAAUUGAAGAGCGGCUUCAAUCUCAAAAUCUCACCUUUUUUCCCUCUUCAAUGUAUUUUGAUGAAAAAGACUUGCUGCGAGGUCUUGCCAAAUAAAAUUAUUCAGCGGUUUUUGCUUUC
This is a messenger RNA of Populus trichocarpa (black cottonwood), 1284 nucleotides long. Its product is annotated as probable fructokinase-4. The record is from RefSeq and is a predicted model, not a curated record. The transcript has 4 exons. NCBI's taxonomy places the organism in Eukaryota, Viridiplantae, Streptophyta, Magnoliopsida, Malpighiales, Salicaceae. Gene Ontology annotation, molecular function: fructokinase activity. Gene Ontology annotation, cellular component: cytosol. The coding region runs from base 80 to 1066 and encodes 328 amino acids. Gene Ontology annotation, biological process: fructose metabolic process.